GCGCGGCUUGACCCGUCCAGAUAUCGAGAACAUUGCGAUCGAACGGUUUAGAGAUGCAGUCAGCGUAUUACCAAAACAAGGGUAACCUCCAGAGCUGUGACGGUGCAUGUGAGGCACUUUUCGCUUUCCAUUGCCAAGGCGCUCUCUUUCUAGCUGCUGAAUUUUCCUGUGGGUUCUGCAUUUGAAGAGUCAUCCAGCAGCAGGGGGCAGUAUCCAGGUCCGCUCUCUUUUCCAAAGUGGAAUAAGUCGCCGCAAAAAAGGUUGCAUUUGCCUCUUUCAAGUAUGGCGACCACGGCGGUCCUGUCCUCCAGGGCUGGCUGCCUCAGCUUCUCUUCCACCCAGAGCAGCCUCAGAAGCGCAGAUGUAGGCGCGAUUUUUACAGCUCCUAUCUCAUGCAGCCGCUUUGGUCUCUUCAGGACGCAACCGGCCCAGCCAAAACAGCCUAGGAAAUCUGCACACAGACACAAGGGAUUCGCUCGGGCGGCUCAAGUGGAUAUUGAAAAGAUUGAGAUCAAGAAGGGAGAGGGCAGGGGGUUGGCAAGGGAGGGACCAAUGGCCGGGGGCCGCUGGUUGAGUUCAACCACGCGGCAUGUGCGCAUUUACAUUGGUUACGUUGAUCCCGAGACGCAUGAAAUGGACCAGCAGCAGUCGGACUUGGUUACUAUUGACCUGGAUCCGGACAACGAGUUCCUCUGGCCAGAGGAGCAGCAGCAGAAAGUGUUUGACUUUUUUGACGAACAGGUGGAGAACUAUAAGGGUGCGCCUAUGGAUGAGUACACUUUGAGGUUGAUUGGGUCGGAAAUUGAACACUUCAUCAGAAAGAUGCUGGUGGCUGGGGAAAUCAAGUACAAUCUGGAAUGCCGGGUUUUGAAUUUCAGCAUGGGUAAGCCUCGGAUUGAAGGAGUUGGUGACGAAGAGAGCCAAUGAGGCGACCUCUGUCGUAUGGAAAUGUUGCUUCAGGCAAGUACUUCAAAGCUUUGAGGCAUUUCACUUAGGUCACCCGUGUUGAUAUCAGCACUAAGCACCUGUACACACCAUAUCCAUGCAACCCAACAAUCAUAAGGAGUCAAGAUAGCAUUUGGUACAAGGCAGUUACCCAUGGUAUGAAAGAGGUUGCAGUUUGCUUCUUUUGAAGUCUUGGUUGUUUCAACUUCUGCUGCACAUAAAGUUGCACAUUGAAAGAGUUCUGUUCAAGUGCAAGCCUCAACAGGUCUGUUUGGAUACCGCGUACGUUCCCUGCCAUUUAUGUUCCAAAGUUCCUCCAAGCUGCGGGCAUGUGGUACAGAACCUCGUACGUUUUUGCCGUCCUAGCAGUGCGGAGAUGAGCGUGACUGCACUUAUCAUCAUUAUAUACGAACUAAAAGCUUCAUUAAGCACCGCAUUAAUGAAGCUUUUAGCAGGACUUACUUAACGUCUUUUCAAUUGAACAGAGGGGCUCAACAAAUGAUGUAUCUGAUAUCCCGAUUGCCACUAGGUAGCCAUUCAUGGAAUCUGGCGCACACCUGCAAAGUGUGCAAGAGCACAGGCCUAGACUUACACAGCGGUAACUUGGACCUGUCACGACUAGUAAACCCUCCACCAUCUCGCUGUCUUCCGAUCUUGGCCUGCCGUUUACCAAAGUGUCAAGCCAUCAGCUUCGGCCAAGGAUUCAUCUACAUGGUCAUCUAGAUGUUUGAAUUUGACGUAAUAUGUUACUUUGGUAGUCGAUCAUGGGGUCAGAGGUAGUUGGUACAGCGUAUUUGACAACAGCCAUGGUAGAAGCGUUGUCGAAGUACUUAGACAUGAGAUAGCACCAAGGCACAG
Messenger RNA from Klebsormidium nitens, 1803 nucleotides. The record is from the annotation of a GenBank genome assembly. Lineage: Eukaryota; Viridiplantae; Streptophyta; Klebsormidiophyceae; Klebsormidiales; Klebsormidiaceae.